AAACAAAAUACCCAAAUGGCGAAUAAGGAGAAGCUUCCAUGGGAUUUGGUGGAAGAGAUCCUAUCUCGUGUCUCUCCUACUUCUCUUGUAAGUACCGUUUGCAAACGAUGGAACACUCUCUUCGACGACAAGACGUUCAUCAACAACCACAAGAUGACGUUUCAAUUCAUUUUAACAACUAGAUCCAAGAUUUAUUCGGUUAGCGUCAAUCCCAAGGUAGAGGUGCGUGAGUUAACCCUAAAUACUCCCGGUUUAAAACCUCAGAUACCUAUAAGCUUGGUUGAUACCAGUGGAUUCUUGCUUUGUGGCAUGGGUGAAGGAGCCGUGGUUUGGAACCCUUGGUUAAGACAGACUAGAUGCAUCGAGCCCGAGGUUAACCAACCUAGUUUAGAUUUUAUUGGCAUAGGUUAUGAUAAUAAUAAGAGAGUUGAGGAAAUUGUUUACAAGACCCUUUCCGUUUAUAUGAAGGACUUAGGCUCUACCGAUACGUGGAAAAUCCAUGACUUUGCUUCCGAUACGUGGACAGAUGAAGAUUUAGACGAAGCAAAAUAUAGUGAACUUGUUAAUGUUACCGUUAACCAUUACUUAACAAGUGUUGUUUCGUUGAAUGGAACUUUGUAUUGGGUUGCUUAUAAUGAUGACAAGACUCAUGAUACUGACCCCUUCUCGUUCUACGUACUUAGCUUCAAUUUUUCUAGCGAAGAAUUCUUGAAGUUUUGUGAUCUACCAAGUGGGAAGAACAAUGCUUGCGAUGCUCUUGUCCUAAGGGUUUUUAGGGAAGAUCGUUUUUCGUUGUUGAAGCAGUGCCAUGUGACAAAGAAGAUAAAGAUUUGGGUGACCAAGAACAAGGUUGAUAAUCGGUACGGUGGGGAUGUGAAAUGGAUGAGUUUCAUGGAGGUGUCAAUUCCUAACAUGCCAGAUUUAGUACAGACCAAAUCUCAUUCUCAGCCAAGUUACUUCAUUGACGAUAAAAGGAUCAUCAUUUGUUCUUGUGAUGAAACUGGUCGGGCUUGGAUCUAUGUUGUGGGGGAAAAUAAGUUUAUCAGUAAAACCCAAUUGGAUUCUGUCGUUGAUCCUUGGCCUUUGCACUGUACCUAUUUUCCCAGUUUGGUCCUGGUUCCUGGAGGUCAAAGAGAAGAAGCAGAAUUACAAGUUAAUUUUUAUUUUUGGUUGCUUUAUUUUUUUUCC
Molecule: messenger RNA, 1188 nt
Organism: Arabidopsis lyrata subsp. lyrata
Lineage: Eukaryota; Viridiplantae; Streptophyta; Magnoliopsida; Brassicales; Brassicaceae
Product: putative F-box/kelch-repeat protein At1g32430
Molecular function (GO): protein binding
Source: RefSeq, a predicted model, not a curated record